AAUGCUGAAGAAGCUAAAGUUGGAUGGUUCUAUGAAGACCACAAAACCUUCUAGAACUAACACCCAAAAAAGGUGUCCUUUUCAUUAUAGGGGACUGAAAUAAAUGCAAAAGUAGGAAGUUAAAAGAUUCCAGGAGGCUUUUUGUGCUGGUAUCGCUCUUGCAAACAUGUUGAACGUGCCAAAAACCCGCCGGACUUUCUGUAAGAAGUGUGGGAAGCACCAGCCCCACAAAGUGACACAGUACAAGAAGGGCAAGUAUUCUUUAUAUGCCCAGGGAAAGCGGCAUUAUGACAGGAAGCAGAGUGGCUGUGGUGGGCAGACUAAGCUGAUUUUCCGGAAAAAGGCUAAAACUACAAAGAAGAUUGUACUGAGGCUUGAAUAUGUUGAGCCCAACUGUAGAUCAAAUAGAAUGCUGGCUAUUAAGAGAUGCAAACAUUUUGAGUUGGGAGGCAAUAAGAAGAGAAAGGGCCAAGUGAUCCAAUUUUGAGCUUCAUAUUUUGUUUUAUUAUGAAGACAACAAAAGUUUGAGAUCGUUUACUUAAAAAAAAAAAAAGAUUCCAGGAGUAACAGACAAAUUUGGCCUUGGUGUACAAAAUGAAGCAGGGCAAAGGCUGACAAGACUUUUGCCAAGAGAAUGCACUGGUCAUAGCAAGU
Molecule: messenger RNA, 654 nt
Organism: Cervus elaphus (red deer)
Lineage: Eukaryota; Metazoa; Chordata; Mammalia; Artiodactyla; Cervidae
Product: 60S ribosomal protein L36a-like
Exons: 1
Coding region: 167-487 (106 amino acids)
Biological process (GO): translation
Cellular component (GO): ribosome; cytosolic large ribosomal subunit
Molecular function (GO): structural constituent of ribosome
Source: RefSeq, a predicted model, not a curated record